GGAAAUUUUGCAAAAUGAAGUGUGAGUAUAAAACAUUCCAUCUACAAAAUCGUAUUUUACCGCGUGAAAAUAAGCACAUUUUACCGUGAUUGACUUCUUAGGUUUGAACAGUGAAAAAUUAUCAAAUCUAUGAUUUUCCUACGAAAUUCUGUCUGACAGUUUAUGAAUAUUGUCCAUCUUGAUCAUACUUCAUGUAUCCAUCCCACAACAAUAGUUGUAAUUGUACGAAUCCUAUAAAUAAUGUCUCAACAAGUUCAUCCUCUCACCGGAAUGGCUGCGGUACACAAUCAUCGCCAAAAGUUAUACAUCGUAAUCAACAUAAUGCAUCUUCCACACAAGUAUAUCAGCAAAAUAAUUGGGAUUCAAAUAAAUCUGCUUCUACUCCACUACCAACUUCCUAUUUACGGAGGUUAUAUAAACUGGGUUCCAUAAAAAAUAAUGAUGAAAUGAGCAUGUUGAAUAGCAUCAAUACACAGGAUUGUAACGUCAUUCAAAUCAGUAAUAAAAAUGAACUAAAUUUUCAAACUCCGAAAACCAAGAAGUUCGAUGAAGUCUACCUUUCAGUUAAUCGUAGAACACAACCGGGUAUUUCGGCAGCAAUUAAAUUAUUGUCACAAAAUCUGAAGCCGAAAAUAAAUCCUAAUAACGAAGUUAUUGAUGAUUCUAAUAGUAAUAGCAUUACUACCAAUAUUGUUACUACUAAUACGAAUACUAAGGGAAAUAAUCAGAAUAAAAUUUUCACUAAUGGCAAAAAUGACAAUUUAUCCACUAUGCUUCCUCAUUCAAGUGGAGGUGAAUACUCUUCUUGGAAGAAUAAACGAUACAGUUAUACUCCUACUUCUUUCUCUAACCACAACUAUGGUAAUAAUAUCGGUAACAAUUAUAAUAACAUUUCAACAUCAAUACAAACUAUAAACAAUGAAGACACUGAUAAAUUAGCAAACAAUCCGCCUGGGAAAAUGAUGAAGGCUGAUUCAUCCAUGUUGAUGAAACCAUUACUGCAUAAUAACAGUAAUAAUGAGAUAUAUUUGGCAAACAGUAAUUCACCUUGUACAACUAAUUUCAAUGACAAUAAAAAUAAUAUGUAUUCACCUUUAUGUACGCGAAAGAGUAAUUACGAUACAUUAUUUAAGCGUAGUUCCUCCACAUCUCCAUAUCGACCAUUACUAAAUUAUCGUCCAUCAUGGUUACUGUCAUCCAAUAAUAAAAUGUUAUCUAAUGAAACACUUUACAACAGUGAUGAUUAUCACAAUGAAUAUAUAACAUCUAAACCAAAACAUUUAGACUCGAAAAUUUCGAAUAAUAAUAUAAGUAAUAAAUACCGUCCAUCAGAUAAUGGAACAACAACUGGAACACAAACACCAAUGACCGCAGUAACUUCGCAAAAUUUACAGGGUUCACUAACGACAUUAUCGUCAUCGGGUGGCAUCGGAAGUAAUAACGCGACUAGAUAUUUGAAUAAAAAUGACCAUUUUUCACCUAGACCAAUUAAUGCUAAACCUUCAUUCCAUUCAAGACAGAAUAUUGAUGAUGUAAACAUGGAACAAAAUGAUGAGGAACAUCAUAAAUAUGGUAGAACAUAUUAUAUUACACGUCGACCACAAAUUAUACAAACAAAUUAUCAAAGAUAUUUUCCUCAUGCAAUAAAUCAUGAACGUAUUCUUUCAUUCAAUAAUAUUUAUGAUGCUAGCACCUUGAUCGAUAACACUGAUACUACUUAUCAUGAUUCCGAUUUUACGAACAAAACAAUCAGUAAGAAAAUAAACAGAAUGCCAGAUGUUUUGAAACCGAAUUCAUAUCUAUCAAAUAGCACGUUAGCUUCGUACAAAAGAAAUUCAUCGUCUUUAAAUUCAUUACCAAAUGAAAUCGGUUCUUCACCUUCGUUAAUUCACUCUGAGUACGUCAAUGAUGAUCACCGCAUUAGCAGUAAUAAUAGUGAUAAAAUUGUUGCUAACCGCAGUAUCUUCGACAACUACUCUCCGACUUAUUAUCCAAAUAACCAGACUUUAUAUACUGCACGGCGUUAUUUUCAAGCUGAUCAAAGUCAACCAUCCCUACAAACAAAAUAUUCUUAUCACCAAAAUAAUCCAGAAUCUUUUCGAUCAUUUAGUGUUAGUCCAGAAGUAGGAAGUAGAAUUUCAGAAAGGGAACAAAUGCACCAUGUUAUUCUCGAUAAUUCCAAAUUCGUGUGUCAAUUUUCUGUGAUUUGGUGUCUCCACAUUACUACAUAAUCUCAAACUAGAACGGAAGAUCUUACAAAUUCAGCCUGAUUUUCGGUGGUUAUUUACCAAAUUUUACUUCAUAACCAGAAUUAUUUAUUAAAUGUGCAAUGAAAUAUCAUUUUACUCUUUAUUUUUAAUUUAAUAUUGUUUAAAUUACAUAAUUGUUAUGCAUGCACUAGAAAAAGAAGCAAAAGUACUUUUUGUGAAUUCCACUGUAUUACUGUGAGUUUGAACUUAAGCGUAAAUGAGUGUGAUAUUCAAAAGAUUCAUGCAAAAGGCUAACAUUUAUUCCAUUUAGAUGAAUAUUUAUCAGAAUAAAAACAAUUUUGGAAGCGUUGGCACAUAUUGAAUGUGUCUUGUAAACAAUGAAUUUCGAAGAAAAUUCAUUAUGAAGUGUGAAAAAGAAAUUUUCAAAUGUUACAGAUUUACAAGAAAUGAAAACGUCCUGUACUCACUCACCUUGAAUUCGGAAGGGAUAGAAUUGCAGAUACAGCCGACAGAAGGAUUAAAGCGGUACUUUAAAAAAUUCCUACAUACCCCAACCAGUUUAGGUAAAUGUUACCAAAUAUUCUUUGGAUCAAUCAGUAUAGAUCUCUACUCUUCUGAAGUCAUCUUCAAUUGUAUCUAUAAAUUUACAUGUAUUUGUGGUAGCAGUUAUACAGCUGGAACUAAAACGAUGGGAUCUACGAGGCUUUUUGAACAGGCUCGAAGGGAAGUACACUGUUCAAAUGUAAAAUUAUUGAUCAUAAUGAACAGUGGGCUUAAGAUAAAUAGCGCAAAGCUGUUCAAAAAUAUUAACUAUCAAGGUAUUCCGCUUUACUCCACUGGACAGGGGUUAAUUUAAUUAAACACUUGACGUUUAUAUACAAAAAGAAAAUCCUGUAACCCCCUUAUUUCCAUGGUUAAACAAUUAUAGUGACUUAACUUACCUAUUAUGUAGACGUUUUAUUUGAUGAUUUUGAGAGAUCCACUGACAUUCAAUCAUGGUAUUGAGCUCGCAUCAACUAAGUAAUUUGAUUGAAUAAUCACCCUUUUUUCAUUUCGCCUUUCAGUUAAUGUUUAUGACAUCACUCCCUUCAUAAUAUGACUUAUUUUUCAACAUAUAAAUACUCAUCAAUCUUAAUAUCAUAUUUUUUAUCUUCUCUCAGUUCUUAUGAUUUUCUGUCCCGUUUCGAACAUCAAUCUCAAAUUCAUCAACUAAGAUUCUGUCAUGUUACCCUGUAGAAGCUACAAUGAGAACAUUAAUAUGAUUGGGUCAAAUUCGAAUCUUCGUCUUUGUUCAUCUGCCCCAUCACCACUUAAAAGAAAACCGUAUCAAGUUUCUUUCAAUCUUGAUAGAAAUACCUACAUCGAAUAUCCUUACUCAGAAUCCUCAACUUCAUUAGUGCAAUGCAAACGUGUACCAGGUUAUAUAAGUUCAAGUGGAGCUACUCCAGGAGAAACGAAUGUAAACUUUAAAACAUCACCAAAAUAUCCAUUCAGUUGGAGCAAUGAAAAUGGGGUAACAACAAUUGGAAAAGUUAUAAAUGGCUAUGAUAAUGAAUAUUCCAAGCAAAUUAAUUAUCCACCUCGUUUGUACACUUCAUGGCCUAUUAGACCAAAGUAUAAUCGUUAUUCACCACCUCCUCCACAACCAACUUUAAACCAUGAUGGGGAUAACAUUAAUUUUAACUGUAGUACAACCGAUCAAACCGCCAUUAUAGAUCCUUUUACAUCUAAUAGUUAUACUGCACACAAACCAGAAAUCCGUUUUAUCGACACCACUUUAAGUUCACCAGGGAAUUGUAAUUUAAACAGCAAUAAUAAUUUAAAUACGAAUAAACCACCAGUCUUUGGAAGAUCUCUGAAUAGUUUAAAAUUGCUUUUGUCGAAAUCUACACAUCGUUUCGAUGCAAAUGGUAAUAACAAUAGUAAUACUAAUCCAAAUGGCGGUAAGUCAUUAUUUAAACAAAUCGAACAAUAUGAUUCAACCAAUCCAAGAGAUAGUUCAGCAAUCGAUAUCUUGAAUCAAAGAUCAUUUUGUUCAUAAUUCUUCGUAUCAUUUAUUUUUAUAAAAUAAAAGUUUUUUUAAAAAUUAAAUAACGUCGAUUCCAUUAAAAUUACAACACGAAUAUAGAGAAUUAAGUCUGUUGUUGUUUUCGUUAUCGAUCAGAACAUUAUUAUUAUCUAAAUACGAGUGAAUGUAUACAUUCAUUCAUGCGAUAAACUCAUACUUUAUCAAAGCCAUUGAUUUUUGUUUUAAUUAUAACUAUGUUUUGUGGGAUAGGUAAAGAGGUGACAGGACUAAUUAAAUUACUUAUUUCUUUACUGAAUCAAAUUUACAAACAUUAUAAUGCUUUUAAAUAUACGUGCUGUACAUUCCGAAUAAUGAUGUUUAUUUUGAUGGUUGAUGCUCUUUGGUGAUUUCAUUUUGUUUUUAUUUUCCGUGUUCCGUUUAAAAAACAUAGUAUGCUAAUCUUAUUUUAUGAAACAUUUAUGACUAGAAGUGAAAGUAGUUUUUCAGGUGAUGAUGACUCAUACUUCUAGAUUUGAAAUUGGUGAUACGUUUACAUUCUAAGUAGUUGUCAACAUUCACCAUAUAAGUACCAUUUAUACUUGUAUUCUUGUUAUUUACAAACAUAGGUGCUUUUUAGACUUUUCAUAAAACUAAGAUAAUACUGACUACAAACUAG
Messenger RNA from Schistosoma guineensis, 4894 nucleotides. NCBI's taxonomy places the organism in Eukaryota, Metazoa, Platyhelminthes, Trematoda, Strigeidida, Schistosomatidae. The record is from the annotation of a GenBank genome assembly.